Molecule: messenger RNA, 4217 nt
Organism: Bacillus rossius redtenbacheri
Lineage: Eukaryota; Metazoa; Arthropoda; Insecta; Phasmatodea; Bacillidae
Gene: IntS3
Product: integrator complex subunit 3
Exons: 18
Coding region: 358-3480 (1040 amino acids)
Cellular component (GO): cytoplasm
Source: RefSeq, a predicted model, not a curated record
GUUUGAAUUUUUGGUUGGCACGAACCAAACUUAUACAAAUAUUCUACAGAAGGGAUUUUUCAGUUGUAUAUAGGUGUGAUUAUUCUAACGCUACCACAUAGGUUUUAGAUGUAAGUGCUCGUGUUAAAAAUCUAAUAUAUUUUUGAUGCGUGUUUGGCUUUUAAUAAUUAAUUUAUAUAACUUUUAAUAUAAUUAGGGCUCAGACAAAUAAAUUAUGACUACAUUUACCUCGACGUCAAAAAAUGUAUUCAUGCGCACGACUCAGAAAAGCAUUUUGAAAGGAGGGGAAUGGCAAGAUGUUGGGAACCCAGAAUAAUAUUUCGUAGAUUGUAAGACACAGGGUUUUGGAUGUAAGGCAUGGAUCAGAGUAGAUCAGCACAGCAGAAGCUAAUCGUUACAUCUAUUGUGGAAUAUAAGGAUGAAUUUGAAGAGAAGUAUGAAAAGGGCUACAUUGCUCUCCAGAAUCUAAUUUCAGGAUUGUCAGAAAAAGAAGCACAGAAUGCCUUAAACAAUGCAGUUUGCAAAGAUAAAGCCCAUGAUGAAUUAUCUUUAGGCCUUCUGUAUUCAAUUUUAACAAUACCACCUAGUGCUGCUAAGACGUACCGCGACCUGACGCUGAUCACGCGCGACGGCCUGAGCGGGGCGCUGGCCAGCCUCGCGCACCUGGCGGGCGACCGGUACCUGCGCCUCACCGAGGUGGCGCGGGCCCAGCUGGUGUGGCUGGCGCGCGAGCUGGUGCGCAACGCCGUGCCGGGCGUCGACGGGCUGUGCUUCGUGCUGCUGCGGCACGCCGCCGGGGGCGACGUGUCCGCCCGCAACGUGCUGCUGGUCGAGUCCCUGCUCGACGUGUUCGUCGAGAACAGACUAUGGCUGGACAAGCAUCCGGUGAUGAUUUCAAUGGUGGUGUACACGUACCUGAGGCUGAUCGAAGACCACAUGAGCCCCAUGUUCGCCGUGUUGAGGCAGAAGGAGGUAGCGUUCGUCUCGACUCUCGUCAGGGAACGCUUUCCCGAGUGCCUGGCCAUCGGCAGGGACUUUGCCCGUCUGCUGCAGAACGUGGCCCGCAUACCCGAGUUCGACAAGUUGUGGAGGGACAUUCUGCAGAGGCCAAAGUCUCUGUGUCCAAACUUCACUGGUGUGCUGCAGAUUCUUCAGACCCGUACAUCUCGACGAUUCCUCCACUCACGUCUCACACCCGACAUGGAGAAGAAACUAGCAUUCCUAACUGCAAACGUUAGGUUCGGAUAUCACAAACGUUACCAGGAGUGGUUCCAGAGACAGUACCUGGCAACUCCAGAGUCGCAGUCCCUGAGGUGCGACCUCAUCCGCUACAUCGUGGGGGUGAUACACCCGACGAACGAGCAGUUGGGCUCGGACAUCACGCCACGGUGGGCCGUGAUUGGCUGGCUGCUCACAACGUGCACCUCGGUUGCUGCCAGUGCAAACGCUAAGUUAGCACUGUUUUACGACUUCUUGUUCUUCGAUGCGGAGAAGGACAACAUCAUGAAUAUAGAGCCAGCUAUUCUUGUGAUGUACAACUCCAUGAGGUCUCAUCCGUCUGUGACGGCCACGUUGCUUGACUUUUUGUGCAGAAUCAUUCCAAACUUCUGCCCGCCUCUAGCGGACAGUGUGCGGGCAGGCAUCUUCACCUCUCUCAACCAGAUCCUGGAGAAGCGCGUUCUGGCCUCUCUGAGCCCUCUGUUCGACAGCAAGACGCUGGACCGCGAUCUCCGCACUAACGUUAGAGAGGUCUUCAAACAGUUCUGUGUUCCGCCCUCUUUCGAAGGCAAAGUGGAUGAAUUUUCGCCAAGCUCACUGCCUGUGGCUAGCAUCAAAGAUGAUGUAAUUGUGAUGGAGAACCACAGUAUGUCGACCAAUCACACUUCUGUCAUGGAAUCUGAGCCAACAUUCAGUGAUGACGAGGAGGACAGACAUGUUAUAGUUGAAGACGAGAACCCAGAUGAAGACGAUGACGAUGACAUUCCUCUAGGUGAUAGAACAACCAAGGUGCGCCUCAAGGACAAGCCUGUGUCGGACUGCGAGGCCAGCGUGGCAGACCAGCUGGAAGGGGAGCUGCGCAAGGCCGUGCAGGAGCUACACCUGGAGAAGGACAACGAGGCGAGGUGCCAGGCGAUGGAGCGGUUGGUCCAGCAGGUGAUUCAGGAGGAGGAAAUGGACACAGAUCUGAUAUCCACGCUGGGGUCCUGCCUGUGCUCUGUCCUGGAGGAACAGUUCGAUAUGCCGGUGUUCCCCACGGAGCCCAGUGACGAGGCCAUAGAGGACAGCAUAGGCCGGCCGCUGUUCGUGAUGUUCCGCAACGUGGUGCAGUUGCCGGAGGACUCCCGGAGGAUGGUCCUGUUGAACCUGCUGGCGGAGAUGAUGUCCCAUCGGCCCAGCAUCGGCUACUUGCUCCUGUACUUCCUCAAGGCCUGCAAACUGUCGGAAGCCAAGCCAUCCGUGUACAUGGACUUCUGCCAGUCCAUGGACAAGAAGCUUGACAGUUGUCUCCUCAGUGAUCUCGAGCUGUGCAACGAGGACGACACGAGCCUAUUCUGCUGGCUGCUGCCCGACGUGUACGCCCAGUUCUCCCAGGUGGCCAUCGGGCACGUGCAGCUGCUGCACCUGGUGGUGUCCACGGUGUGCCCCGCCCGCCUGCAGAACCUCGUCUGCUACAUCCUGCAGGGCCGGCUCGUCAUGUUCCGGCCCGACUCGUUCCGCGCCUUGCUCUCAGCCAGCCUGCGCUGGGAGACCUUCGAGCAGUACUGCCUGUGGCAGCUGGUCGCGGCCCACGGCAUCCCCAUCGACUACGUGCUGCCCAUCCUGCCCAUCCUGCAGUUCGACGGCCACGCCGAGGCCCUCACCGCCAUCCUGCUCAUGCUCAAGCAGGAGAGGCCAACGGCAGACUUGCUUAAGCACCUGUUAUCGCGGGAAGUGCGGCCACCUAACGACAUCUUUGUGCUGUCGACGCUGCAGCACUGGUGCCGGGAGCACCAGGAGAAGCUCGGGGAGCUGAUAGCCGCUCUCCUGACCAGUCGCUACCCCAACACCUUCCCCAACAAGAGAAAAAGAGGGAGUGGUGGAGGGCAGAAGGUCGCAGCAAAUACUGGGCCUCCCACCGCAGAGCAGGUGCUGGGACACCUGGACCAGCUGCGCCAGGGCUGCCGCCAGAACCAGAGCCACCUGUACAGCCUGGACUCGAUGCAGCGCGCCCUGCAGCAGGCACAGUCGAGCUGCAGCGACGCGCAGAGGAAGCGCUUCAGCGACCUGUUUGCGCUGGCCGAGGCGGAGGAGGUGGAGGCGGUGGUGAAGAAGAGUCCCGGCCGCGGCGGGGCGGGCAGGAAGGCCAAGGGCAAGGGACGGGCCGCGCCCAAGGAGGCGUCCGACAGCUCCGACGAGAGCAGCGAGGAAGAAGAAAUAGUGAAGCCGAAACAUGCAAAGAAGAGGAAAAAAGUAAUUCUCGUGGGGUCGGACAGUGAUUGACGUCCCCGCGAACAGUACGAUGAACUGGAUGUUUUUACAACUUUUAUGCAAAUGUGUGCCAGUGCGUGUUACGAUCUGUGUGUGUGAAAGUAACUUUUAUUGGAGCUCUUAAAUGAGAAAAAAAAACCUGUACAUACCAAAGGCUAGCAAACUUCUUUUUUUUUUUUUUUUUUUUUUUUUUUUUAAGUGUAUCGUUGCGAGAAUGCAUCAUGGUGUGUAGCAACAAUUUUGAGUGUAAACACUUGUGCGAAUAUUUGAGCAUUUUUCCGAUCGAGAGGAACCGGUACAAUGUAUACACGAACGUAUGUUGUUAUAUCUGAAUGACCACUUUACCGAAUGUGUUUGCUACAUCAUUUUAUAAUUUUGAACGUGUUGAUUGAUGAAAAUAUUUUUCUGGAUUAUUUGUACAGUACUGUUUUUGUCUUAUUUAUGUUAUUAAUGUACACAAUGGUUUUCUCCCACAUUGGGACAGCCAAGUUGUGAUAUUAGAGCAGUGCGAGUCUGAUUUGUAUCAUAUUAUUAUGCAUAUUAUGGAUUAUAUUAUAUAUGUACUUUACGCCUGUUUUAUAACUGUACAGAUAUUUUGUAUUGGUUAUGUAGGAUACAGGCUGAUCCUACCAAACAGCCUUAACCUAACACACCAUCCCCAAUGCUGACGUCAGCAAAGGCAUUUGUUGUUUAAAGAGGUUCCCAUCUCACCACCAAUAUUGUAAAUAAAUAUGUAUAUAUUUACAGUA